CAUAUAUUCAAGCAAUUAUGUAUUACAUUGAUAAUCUCUCUGAAGUUGUAUAGCAUUUAUCCCGGUACGUUACUUGGUAUUGGUAAGAUGAGUAUUUUAGCCACAUCAACCACAAACAAAAGAUUGGAAGGGAAGGUCGCAAUAGUGACAGGUGGAGCGAGUGGAAUUGGUGCAAGUACGGUAAAACUGUUUUGGGAAAACGGCGCUAAAGUUGUAAUAGCAGACAUUGAAGAUGAGCUAGGCGAAAAACUGGCAAAAACUCUCAACAACAGCAAUAACGAUAACAUCAUGUACUUUCAUUGCAACAUCUGUAUAGAAGAAGAAGUCCGCGACCUUGUAGACUACACAGUCUCCAAGUAUGGUAAGCUAGACAUAAUGUAUAACAAUGCAGGCAUAAGAGACAAGCCUAGAUCAGGUUCGAUUUUGGACUCAACUCAAGAAGAUAUGGAUCGGGUCCUUAAAGUAAACCUAUAUGGUUCAUUCUAUGGAGCUAAGCACGCAGCUCGAGUCAUGGUACCACAAAAGGAGGGUUGUAUAUUGUUCACUUGUAGUGUUUGUACUUUAAUAGGAGGAAUAUCAACUCACCCUUAUACUAUGUCUAAGCAUGCCAUUUUGGGAUUGGCAAAGAAUUUGAGUGUUGAACUUAAGCAACAUGGUCGCAUAAGGGUCAAUUGUAUCUCCCCAUCGGGAGUAUUUACUGGCAUGGCACCACGCCUUAGUGGGGCUAAAGGACUACUCACGACCGAGGAUGUUGCUAAAGCGGCUCUCUAUCUAGCUAGUGAUCACGGUAAUUUUGUGAAUGGACAUAAUCUUGUUUUAGAUGGUGGGUUAAGUGCUAUGACUUCUUUAAUUGGAUUGGCUUUCGGUUCAACUUUCACUAACUAAUAAGCCCUUAUUUCUUAUCAUUACCGCUUUUUUGUUUUAUUAUCUUCUUAUACUUCGUAUUAAAAAGCCGAAGGAUUGAAAAAAUAAAAAUUGCGUAAUUUUUGUUUCAAUUUCACCCCUUCACCCCUUUGUUUAUU
This is a messenger RNA of Spinacia oleracea (spinach), 1022 nucleotides long. RefSeq names its product (+)-borneol dehydrogenase 1-like. Bases 88 to 885 code for a protein of 265 amino acids. NCBI's taxonomy places the organism in Eukaryota, Viridiplantae, Streptophyta, Magnoliopsida, Caryophyllales, Amaranthaceae. The record is from RefSeq and is a predicted model, not a curated record. The transcript has 2 exons. Gene Ontology annotation, molecular function: oxidoreductase activity.